Messenger RNA from Macrosteles quadrilineatus (aster leafhopper), 471 nucleotides. RefSeq lists its product as uncharacterized. NCBI's taxonomy places the organism in Eukaryota, Metazoa, Arthropoda, Insecta, Hemiptera, Cicadellidae. The transcript has a single exon. The record is from RefSeq and is a predicted model, not a curated record. The coding region runs from base 1 to 471 and encodes 156 amino acids.
AUGUUGAAAUACGAGGCUCACAUCAAUUUGGAGCUGGCGUCUACUCGCCGCGUGAUUAAGUACCUCUUCAAAUAUCUUAUGAAGGGAGGAUCUCUCCAGAACGUCACAGUUACUCCCUUCAGUAAGCAAGAUGAUGAGGUACAGCAUUACGUGACGAAGAGAAUGGUGGGUGCCAGUGACGCGUGCUGGCGUUUAUUAAACUUUCCAGUAUCAGAAUCUGAGCCGGCUGUUGAAUGUCUUCCCGUCCAUCUGGAGGGCAAGCAGUCCGUCCUGUUUAGACCUGGCCAACUGGCAGAGGCAGCCGCUAGGAACAGCUCCAAACUCACCAUCUACUUUGACCGGCCUCGUAUUUCACUGUUUGACGACCUGACUUAUCAGGGGUUCUAUGAAACGUUUGUGGUUCAUGUCAAGCGCCCAAAAACUGCGGAGAUAUACGAGCACCCCGAUGGCGUCCAUUUUAUCACUGCCUGA